Boleophthalmus pectinirostris (great blue-spotted mudskipper) is the source of this 3038-nucleotide messenger RNA. It is a transcript of the gene crim1, whose product is annotated as cysteine rich transmembrane BMP regulator 1 (chordin-like). The coding region runs from base 219 to 3038 and encodes 939 amino acids. The record is from RefSeq and is a predicted model, not a curated record. NCBI's taxonomy places the organism in Eukaryota, Metazoa, Chordata, Actinopteri, Gobiiformes, Gobiidae. The transcript has 15 exons. Gene Ontology annotation, molecular function: protein binding; serine-type endopeptidase inhibitor activity. Gene Ontology annotation, cellular component: extracellular region.
UGUAGCUGUCAAGCGGACAGCCACUCGCGGAGGACGUGCAAAGGAGCUCCUCAUGAGACGCGUGGAUCAUUUUGGAUCUUUCAUUCACUUUUCCAGAGACGUUCAUUCACACUAAGAAUUAUAGCAAAACUUUACGGGGGAAGUUUGGAGAUAGUCGCUGUGGUGCGUUCAUGCCGCUUCUAUUUUGAAUCGACUAUUGGACCACGAGGUUAGGAAACAUGUUGAGCCAGUGCGCCGUGGUCCUGCUGCUGUUGGUGGUCCGAGCGCUUUCCUCCGCUGGUGCUCACGAGUGCACGCCGUGUAACCUGCGUGCUUGUCCGGUCAGAGCCGCUUCUGUCCGGGGUUGUGACGGCGGUCGCACGGUGGCUCGGGACCCAUGCGGAUGCUGUGACCUGUGCACGAGGCUGGAGUGGGAGCCCUGCGGGGGACAGGACUGGAGCGUGGGUUACUGCGGGCUGGGGCUGACCUGCGCCACGGUGAAUGGAACCGGACAAGCUGUCAUUCCCGAGAUUGGAGUUUGUAAAGUGCUCCCCGAUCACCCUGAGGCCGGCCUGGAAGAUGAGCGCUGCCCCCUGAUCACCGGCUGUGACCGCGUGGAGGGUCAGUGUGUGUGCGAUGCCAGACACUCCUGCCUGGGCUCCUUCACUUUCCCAGAUCAGGAGACCUGCACGAAGGCCAGCCAGUCAGAUGGCAGGAGACACGAGCACAGGGAGCGCCACAGGGACACCAAGUACGUGGGCCCUUCAAACCCGGCCUGUCUUUUCUCCGGCUGUAACCUGACCGCGGAAGGCUGUGUGUGCGAGUCUCAGAGCUGCCAUCACCACUUCACCUACAUCAACCGCAGCCAGUGCCAGGAAGCUGCAGAUGCCCUGAGGUGUUCGGAUGUGACCUGCCCCCCACUGGCAGCCUCCUCCUGCCCCUCAGACUCAGUGCUCACCCGGAGCUUCACGCCCCCUGCUGGCUGCUGUCCCUCCAUCGCUCCUCAGUGCACCUGUGACUUCAGCACCUGCCACAAGCCACUAUGUCCCACUGGCCAACGGGCAGAGAAAAUAAGCCAGGCCAGUGGACAGCCCGGAGACUGCUGUGAUGCCUACGAGUGUCAGAAAGUCACCCCAAAGUGCAUUCACAAUGGGAAGGAGUAUACGGAGGGGGACGUGUACCGGAUGGACCCCUGCUGGAUGUGUCAGUGUCGAGGAGGCAUCUCAUUCUGCUCCAAACCUGAAUGCGCCGAGCUGGCCUGUGAGAACUUCUAUAUUCCUCAGGGCGAGUGCUGCCCUGUCUGCAUAGAUGUGGAAUUGCUGUCCACGGAUAGCACCAUGGCGAGCUGCUGGGUGAAUAAUAAGCUGCGAACUCACGAGGAGAAGUGGAAAGAGGACGACUGCACUUUCUGCCAGUGUGUGGAUGGGGAGCCCCACUGCACUGCUAUGGCCUGCAAACAGAGCUGCCAGAACCCAGUCAAGAUCCCUGGAGAAUGCUGUCCAUUCUGUGAAGAGCCAUCCUAUGAGACUGUGAGUCCUCUGCUGUGUCCGCCCCUGGAGAACUGCACUCUAUCUGGUACUGAGUGUCCCUAUGGCUUCCUGACAGAUGAAAAUGGAUGUCUUCUUUGCCAGUGUCUCAGCAACGACUCCUGCCCUGCCAUAGCCACGUACUGCUCACUGCAAUGCCCCAUGGGAUACGAGAGGGACGACUUUGGCUGUGAGGUGUGCGAGUGCCACGUCCCUGUGCCCAAGUGCCGACCUCUGACCUGCACCAAGACCUGCCCCUAUGGAUAUGUGAGGAACAAGCACGGAUGUGAGAUGUGCCGAUGCGUCAAGUGUCCCCCGUUCACCUGUGAUAAGCACUGCCCUGAGGGGUACCGUCACAACAAGAAGGGCUGCUCCAUCUGCAUGUGCAAAGAAAGCGAGCAAGUUGCGGUCACCACAGCGACAGUACCUCUGCCCAGGUUCUGCCUCACAUCAAACGGACAUCGGUAUGAGGAGGGUGACAGCUGGCACGACGGCUGCAGAGACUGUUAUUGCGACUCGGGGCGAGAGAUGUGUGUGCUCAUCUCCUGCCCUGUGCCCAGCUGCCCCCACCCAGUGGUCAGGCCGGACCAGUGCUGCCCCACCUGUGAGGAUGAGUCAGGCAGUGGUCAGGCCGAGGGCAUGGACAUGGUGGUAUGCAGGGCGCCUGGAGGAGAGUUCUACGUGGAGGGGGAGACCUGGGACCUGGAUGAGUGCACGCGCUGCACCUGUCGACGGGGGAGAGUCCUGUGUGAUACGGAACAGUGUCCUCCAGCCCUGUGCCACUCGCCCAUCCGGAACAGGGACACCUGCUGCCACGUGUGCCCAGAGAGUCCACUGCUGCCAGUGAACAGGAGUCAGCAGGACUACUGCAUCACCUCUGAUGGAGACGUGCUUCUGUCUGGAGACUCGUGGAGAGCCAAUGCCUGCACCAGCUGCACCUGCAACAACGGCACUAUUGAGUGUUUCUCCCAGCGCUGUCCGGCCGCCAGCUGCAGAGUGCCCGUCCUGCGCAAGGGCCAGUGCUGCCCACACUGUCUGGAAAUGACCACCUCAGCUCCAGUGAUGCUGUCGACCAGUACUCCCAAGAAAGUUGUCACAGCUAUAGAGGACAGAAAGGUCUGGACUAGUACUGUCUCUGUACCUCCGCUCAUCAUUCAAACAGAUGAGCCUCGUUUGGGAGAGAACUUCCCUAGCCAAGCAGAGAUGGCCCUCAUCUACCAGUCUGCAGCCUGGAUUCUGGCCGGUCUCCUCCUGGCCAUCAUCAUCUUCAUCAUUGUGGCGUUGCUCAUCAACAGGAAGAAGAAGUGGGUGCAGAUGUCUUGUUACAGUGCACCAAAAAAGACUGUAAUACUGAAGAAACACGUCAACAAAAACUCUGUUGUCUACAUGGAGCCAUCGAAGGAGAGCAAAUUCCAAAACGUGAAGAAUGACUGUGGCCUGCUCCACUUCUCCCCUGACCUGAGCUCCUCGUGCGGGGAUAAGAUGACCAUCCCCAGAGCCAAGCUGAGCAUGGUCAACGACUGGACACGCUAG